ACACGUGCGAAAAUGGAAACACCACCCCUGAAUGUGGAUAAUAUGAAUUAUGAUGAACGAUUAUAUUUGAUUAAGGAUCUCAUUAAUUUGAUCACUGAUCUAGAGAUGCAUAAUAUCACAUAUGGGUAUUUGAAUUAUGAAAAUCUGCUUUACGCUAAUGGAACGCUUAAAAUGAGAGUAAUACCAGAUCCAUCGCAUCCCGACUUCAAACAAAUGUGUGCGGACAGAAAUAUAUUAACAUUAAGGGAGGGGUUUGCUAUCAUUCUCGAUCGGAUUAUGCCAUAUUCAAGAAUUCCUAAUGGCGUCCAAAGAGACUACAAUCAUUUUAAGCGCCUAACUGAGUUUAAUCUUCCGAUGGAGAUGUUUAGGGAACUCUCAUUUCAUUAGGUGUUUAUGAGUUCUGCCAGUAAGUUAAGAUUUGUGAGUCGGGCGUACUUAUAUAUGUCCAGCCUUGAAAGUGAUAUAUGGAGAAAGUUCAACAAUUACGGCAAAAAGCAACUGAUGAAUCAAAUGUCUUUUACAGACGUAAUUACAGUUGCCGGAUUUAAACAUGUUUAUGAUUCUAGUAGCUAUGAUACAACGAUUUCAUCCGUGAUUACAUAUUGGAGGAACUGUGAAGUGCACUUGAACGAAAAACUGAGGAAUAUGCCGUCGAAAGACAAAACACCAAACACCAAGUUAUAUUAUGACGAUAGCGAAUUGGGUGCCAAACUUUGUGAAAUGUUUCCAGAGUUAAUACCAACUCUGUGGAACUUUCUCUUCCAGGAGCGGAUUACGAUGGAUUUUCAUAGUCAUUAAAUUAUGAUAUUUGAAUUAUUAUGUUAUGUAUUCUAGCUAGUAUUUC
This is a messenger RNA of Rosa rugosa (rugosa rose), 844 nucleotides long. RefSeq lists its product as uncharacterized. NCBI's taxonomy places the organism in Eukaryota, Viridiplantae, Streptophyta, Magnoliopsida, Rosales, Rosaceae. The transcript is spliced from 3 exons. The record is from RefSeq and is a predicted model, not a curated record. The coding region runs from base 13 to 387 and encodes 124 amino acids.